AUGGAGCACUGGCUUGCCACCACAAGACAACAAACAGACCGCGAGAUCAGCCUCGACGUGGAGCGUGCCCGGAAUUGUCCUCCACCGCGCCAGUGGCGUCUCUCACAAAGUACCUUCCAUACCUACUCGUGCACUCCGCAGAUCCGUACUUUAUGGCACCUGCUGGUGUCGUGUGGGGUUCGCCCCAACACGGCUGUAGCAGUGACAUUGAAAGCGACCGGCGUCCGCCCUGGCCAAGCAUCGGCCAAGUCGAUAUGUCGCAGCCAUGGCUGCCUCCUGCCUCCACGACACGAAUGCGAGCUGGGCGACUUUGAAUGGGCUUGUCCUAAGGAUGCGCUUGCCACCACCCACUGA
This is a messenger RNA of Purpureocillium takamizusanense, 354 nucleotides long. RefSeq lists its product as uncharacterized. The coding region runs from base 1 to 354 and encodes 117 amino acids. The transcript has a single exon. NCBI's taxonomy places the organism in Eukaryota, Fungi, Ascomycota, Sordariomycetes, Hypocreales, Ophiocordycipitaceae. The record is from RefSeq and is a predicted model, not a curated record.